AGUGCAGGUGGUUUGUGUACACAGGGAGGGAAGAUGGCGGAGGGCGCGGAGUCGGCGGCCGGGCCGGAGGCGGAGGCGGAGGGGACCGGGGCCGGGCCGGGCGGCGCCGGCACCAAGGCGGCCAAGAGGGGCCGCGGCAGGCCGAGGCUGAGCGACAGCGACCGGCUGCGGCAGCGGGUCAACAGCCGCAAGAAGUACGACAACCGGCGCAUCUACAUCGGCGAGUCGUUCGCGGUGUGGGCGGCGCUGCGGGAGCGCUACGGCUGGUCGGACAAGCGGCUGGCGGAGCACCUGGUGCAGCUGGAGCAGCGGCGCAGCAAAUCUGGAGCAGAGGAACAGAACUCGAAAAUUAAUUCCUCACAAAAAGUAAGAAAGCAAGCAAUUACCUCGUUGAAGACUCUGGUGACAUGGUACGAGCAGCAUAAGCAGAUGUGCAAGCAGGAACCACUGCUCUACGAACUACAACAAGUAUGUGACUGCUCGGUGGCUGUGGUGUGGCAGUGUGAAGCAGGACACCAGUAUCUGCAGCAUAUGGAGCCUGUCCAGAACAUCUGCCAUUCCACUGCUGCUGAACCCACUGCGAAGGGCAAUGUGACCAUCAGCAGUUCGAAGGAAAACAUGAAUCGGCAGCAGUGUCCUGUGGAGAAAAAGGAGAGCAAGGCAAAAAGGGAUGCAAUCAGAAAGAAACCAGGGCAAUCCAAUGAAUUGUACAUGAAGUGUGAAUCAGACACGUCAACCUGUGAUGAGUCCGAUUCGGAUCAGAAAUUCAAGGAAUAUUUCAAUGUGAAACUCAUUGAUGUCGAUGCUAGUGAACCCAAUUAUGAAGGUGGGAGCAAAGAGAAUGGGAAGACACAAGCCUUGAGUUCAGUAGGAAAACCUUCUAAAGGGGAAGAUAAAGAUAAAGACCAACACAGGACUGCAAUUCAUGAGCCAGCAUCUCUAUGUCGAGCUCAGUCACCUUGCAAGAGCUCCGUCACUGAAGGCAGCCAGCCUUCUUUGCCAGCAGAGCUUCCUGCGCUGAAUACCAUAGUACAGACGGUGGAGAAGGAUGCAUUAUACUCCUUAACUACCAAUUGCCCUGUAACUGUGCAGAUUUCUACAGUACAGAGUUCAGAAAUCACCAGCAUUACAGAAGAAUUUGGACAAGUGCCCUUGGACACUGCACAACAAGUAAAUCCCACUGAAUAUGAGGAAAUGACUUGUACUUUCUCAGAACAGUUGACCUACGUAAAUCCAGUGGGGGAAUGCUACACCAUUGAAGAACAGAAUGAAGCCACUGAGUGGAAUGAGCAUCCAGAUGUGAUAGGAGAGAGAACUGUCAUUGAUGGCUCUGGAUUGCGUCCAGCUGAACCAGGUGAAAAUGCACAGGACGUGCCACAUAAACCAAAGAGGAAAAAACGGGGUCACGUUAUUGAUGCUGAUGGGAUGUUUCAGCUGUUUCAUUGUCCACACGAAGGAUGCAACCAGGUGUACAUCACAUUAAAUAGCUUCCAGAAUCAUGUCAACCUUGUGCACAGAAAGGGGAAAACGAAAGUCUGCUCACACCCAGGUUGUGGGAAGAGGUUUUAUUUAUCAAAUCACCUACGGAGGCAUAUGAUCAUUCAUUCAGGAGUGCGAGAUUUUAUUUGUGAAACGUGUGGAAAGUCAUUUAAAAGGAAGAAUCACCUUGAAGUUCAUCGAAGGACGCACACGGGAGAGACACCACUCCAGUGUGAAAUUUGUGGGUAUCAGUGUCGACAGAGGGCUUCGCUCAACUGGCACAUGAAGAAACACAACACAGAGAUACAGUACAAUUUCACGUGCGAAUACUGUGGCAAGAAGUUUGAAAAGAUGGACAGUGUCAAAUUUCACAAACUAAAAAGUCACCCUGAGUGUCAGACCAUGUGACGUUGCUGGACUUGUACCACUGUGACAAGAGGCAUGUGCACAAACCCUCCUUGACAACGCAUAAAGUUUGUGCAAGCACUGUCGACUCAAAAAUGAAAUUUUAUAUUUUCAGCUUCUGUAUAUGAAAUAUUUUCACGUUGUUGGGGGUAGAACGGGUGUUGGUGGUGUGGGGGAAAUUCAAUGAGUUUACUUGAAUCUUGGGCCAGUGCAAUCACUGGUACCUGAGAGCGGGGACCCGCUCUGGAUGAAACCUGACCCGACCUCAGCCAAACUGAGACAGAUCUGAGCCCAAGGACUUGUAGUUUCUUUACCAUUAUUGACAAAAAGGUGCAGGGAAUAAAAGACUUGCCGGCCUGCAUGCUCAUCGCUAUUGAUCAAGUACGGGGAGACAAGCCGUAAUACCAAACAAGUCAUCCUGAAUGUCGUAGAUAAAAACACAAGAUGUAGGAACAAAAGUAGCCCCUUGAGCCUGCACUUCCAUUCAGUAAGAUUGCAGUUGGUCUGGUUCUGGUCUUUGGCUUCGUUUUCCCACCUGACAUGAUCCAAAUCUAACCCAAACAAUCUCUCAGAGUUCCCACCCAAGCCUGACAGGAGGUUGGGUUCCAUCAACCUUGGGUCAGGUAGCCAGGCUGUGUCUCUCCCAGGUUUUGUCCCUCUGAACCGACUGCAGAUGAAGCCAAAGGUGGGUUUGGUGCUGAGCUUGUAAUCACCCUGAAAUUAAAUGGCAUACUUUUAAAACUCUUGGCUGCCAGUGGGUCUCGGUUUGACUUGUAUUGGGGCUGGCACGCCAAGUUGGUGGGGUUGAAGUUGCACUGGUGUGGGCAGUGGGAUAGGGAGAGUGUUUCAGAGAACAUUCGCCCACCAGAACUCCAAUUAACUCGCCAACAGAACUGAGCAAUUAUUAGAAUGACCCAGUGGAGCUCCUGUGACCAGUCUUCUGAGUGGUUGGAAGGUCGGGCUUUUGGAACCCAUCAAAUCACUUGAAGGGAAUAUUUUUUUAAACAGAUCUACCACAUGCCUGGCUUUGAAGCUGGGGCAGGUGAAGAAAUGGGCAUGUUUACCAUUUCAAAUCAAAAUAGUUAAUGAGCCUAUGACAGAAUGAAUUCGAGCAAGUGGAUAAUCUUAGAUCAAGGCAGAAAAUGUGUGAAAUGCUCAGCACUUACGAGAAGGGAACUGCUAAUGUUUCGUGUCAGGGAUAUUCUCAUCAGAAAAAGUUGGAGGUAAAAUAAGUCGAUGGUUCUUUCAGUUGCACUUUCUUGGCCUGCACGGUUUCUGUGGUACCAUUCCAUGGGCACCCGUUGUCCUGCUCAAGGUAUACAGGGCAGUUACUUGUACCCAUGAUGGUUCUGGUGGUUGUCCAGGAACAGAUCAUCACCUGUGAGUCAGUCUGCUCACCACAUAGGCAUUUGGGUCAAUUGUAGUGCCCUGAUCCAUCUUUGCUAUAAUCAACUCACUCAGUAAAAAAAAUAGAAUCAGUCCUGGGUCCUUCCUGGUAUGCAAGUCUGUUGAGUUGUUUGGAACCAAGGGGCUGCCUUGCAAAGAAAUUAAAAUUGGAAAUAUAGAAGACAAAGUGGGAGAAAAUGUAGGCAAGAUUACUUUAAUAACAAUUUUAAUGUAUUGUGAUUGGUGAUCUUCAUCACAGUGCCAGUUAUAACCUUGCUAUAUGUGAGUUGAAAUCGUGAAAUACUGAAUCCAUGAUAGAAUUUAGAACUCGACUAGUUUAAGACAGACCCAGGCACUGGCCGAUGGCUUUUGAUCUUAAAAAAAAAUCCACUGAGUGAUGUGAGCAAAGUCUUUCAUUGUGUUGAGUUAGCUGUCCUGUGCGGGUCGACAGUGAGAUGCAUUUCCAGCUGAGAGAGAGGGAAACCAGUUUGGGUUCUUAAUCCAGGUAGUUCUCUUGUGCUGAAAAGUGCCAUGUUGAAUGUUUGGUGCAGCAACAAGCUUGAUUAUGAUGUUCCCAUCUCUCCCAUUUGAAUACUCUGACAGCAUUGACUGAAUGUACAAAAGGAACAGUCAGAGAAGGUGCCCACUGCCCACAGAAUAGUGACCCAUUUAUGAGCUGGUACCAAGAAAAGGGGAAAGAUUGGAACAGAAAAUCUAAAUGUGUGUUGCUGCUCUUCAAAGUAACCAGCAGAAGGUUUCAUGGGUUAACAAACAGAUUCAGUACAUAAUGCAGAUGGAUGUACUGAGAUGGAUGAAUUAGGGAGGUGGAACUGCCCACAUUGACGUAAUGGCUGAUUAAUGCCUCUAACCACGGGCAAUUUCCAGAUGAAGUCUGUUCUCCAACAGAUCUUCCCAGCUUUGCUUUGAGAAUUGUAUUCCUUUAUGCUAUACCUAUGUAUGUUCCCUGCAUCUUCAGUUAGUGUUCAUAUCAGUGCCCUUUGAUGGCAAUGAUGAGCUGACAGGUAGGACAAGUAAUUAUCUGAUUUUUCAAUUGAGUGAUUACAUUUUCCUCUGUGUGCCCUGGGCAAUCAAUCAAGCUGUGCAUGGUGUUCAGGGGUUCUCUGAGAAACUAUCCACAGCAGUUGGCACCCAUAUGUUUUGUUCUUGCAAAAGGGUAAAAAGCAAAACCUGAGAGAAUAAGCAAGGUCUCAGAAACCAGCCCUUCAGGGCAGGGUAUAGUCUGGGGAUGGGAGCAAGAGUAAUUACAUUUUUUCCAAAGGGCCCUACCCCACUGUGCAUCUGAAGCUUGAUACAUCUCCCUGUCCUGCUCUCACACACACAGUGCUUGUGCAGAAGCGUUUUAUAAGUGUGCCUUUCAGGUCUUGUUAAUGUUAAGAUGAGCAUCAUCAACAGAAGGACUGUUUACAAGCUUAACCAGUACGGUGACAAUGUUUGAAUGUACAUUGAGAGUUUUUAUUUUGUGGUGUUUUAUGUUAGUAAAUGUCAAAUUAUUUUAUUGUA
This is a messenger RNA of Pristis pectinata (smalltooth sawfish), 4791 nucleotides long. RefSeq names its product zinc finger protein 653-like. Lineage: Eukaryota; Metazoa; Chordata; Chondrichthyes; Rhinopristiformes; Pristidae. The record is from RefSeq and is a predicted model, not a curated record. Gene Ontology annotation, cellular component: nucleus. Gene Ontology annotation, biological process: regulation of transcription by RNA polymerase II. Gene Ontology annotation, molecular function: transcription coregulator activity. The transcript has 8 exons. Bases 34 to 1887 code for a protein of 617 amino acids.